UACAACCAUAUGAAAAAAAGAGAUUCGCAAAAGGUGUCGUAUUUUUUGCAUGAAUUAUAUUUGUUAUAAAAAUACAAUUAGCAAUUUGCAAUUCUGUUUCGUGUGACUUACAAUUCAGAUUGUUUAAUGAGUUUUUUCUUAAUCGCUUUUCUUAUCUUAUUAUUAACCUGUGAACUUUAAUUAUUAUCUAUUAUCGAGGCAUUUCCUAAUUUCGUAUUCAAAUUAUCCUUAAAUUAAGAUAUUCAAGCCUUUUUUGACCUAAUUUUUUAUGUUCAUUAUUAACAGAGGCUUCUGGAUGUAUUGAGCAGUUUCUCUUGGAUUCUCUCCUUCGAUUCAUCUAGGCACAUGGAAUGGGAUCAAAAGAAAUCAAAGCAUAGAAUCCAAGAGAAUCACUUGACAGUUGGAGAACAGUUGUCUCAGCAUCCAUUGAUAGUAGUAUUUAUCAUAGCUUGGGUCUUUUAAGGUACAUAUACUCAUACAAUAGUUCAUAUUAUCGAUAGAAUUGGUGAAUUCAGCUGGCAUUAUUUAUUGUAGUUUCAUCGGUAAGAAAAACCCAAAAUUAAACAUCUUUACAAUGCAUAAGAUUAGAGUUGUACAGAGACUUCAAAUAUAUGACAUCGAUGAAUUUGAGAACGAAGAGAGAGGGUUUUGCCAACAAUUGAUCUUUUGGUUUUAUUUUUUGGUAAGAGAUAGAUCAUUAUUUGUUAGAAAUAUCUGAGUAUUUUAUCCAAAGAACAUACCCUACACCUGAAAGCCUUAGUUGAAAUCAUAAUGUUCUUAAAGCAAAUAAACUUCAUUUAAUAAUAAUAAAAUACGAAUGAAACUUAAUAACGAGUCCAUAGUGACCGAAUUUUACCCAAAAGUAAGAGCGCAUUUUUAGGCGUCGCGAUGUUUGCAUUUAAAUUGCGUAACUCUAAUAAGAUAAGGUAGAUAAAGCAAUAUAAUUUAUUCCUCCAAAUCCUCUUUAUCAUCUCGAUUUCAACAGAUAGUAACGAAACGAAGAACCCGUUAAUCUGGCCACGUCGUGGAUAUCAGUGGAUAUACUGCAAUAUACUGUCGUUCGAUCCAUCGGAUUAAACUAUUCUACUAUGUCUAAGAAAAUAAUAUGUUUAUUCGAUGUGGAUGGCACGCUAACCAAUCCUAGACAACCGAUCAAGCCACACGUUGAAAAGUUCCUCUUGGAGACUGUUCGGAACGAAUUUGAUGUAGCUGUAGUUGGCGGAUCAGAUUUAGACAAGAUCAAAGAGCAGUUGGGUGGUAAAAGCAUAUUCGAUAAAUAUAAAUAUGUUUUUGCUGAAAAUGGGCUCAUUGCUUUCAAAGAUGGCAAAGAGUUACCCACAGAGACGAUUCAAAGUAAUAUUGGCGAAGAAGCAUUGCAGGAUUUGAUAAACUUCUGCUUGAAAUACAUAUCUGAAUUACAUUUACCGUUCAAACGUGGAACUUUUAUAGAAUUCAGAAAAGGAAUAAUCAAUGUAUCACCCGUUGGUCGUAAUUGCACCCUAGAAGAACGUCUUCAAUUCUUCGAAUACGAUAUCGAGCACCAAAUACGUCGAAAGUUCAUCGUUGCUCUCAAGAAACAAUUUCCAGAUCUUGCUUUAACGUAUAGUAUCGGAGGUCAAAUAUCUUUCGACAUCUUUCCUAUUGGAUGGGACAAGACAUACUGCCUCAGACAUAUUCAAGGCUAUGAUGAGAUACAUUUCUUUGGAGAUAAAACAAUGGAAGGUGAAAAUGAUUAUGAGAUUUAUGAAAGCGACUUGACUGUUGGUCAUCGUGUGACCUGUCCAGAGGAUACGAUCAAUCAGCUGAAUGUUCUUAUGGCGCUCGUUAAAGAAAACAAAGAGAAAGAACAAUUCGCCAUUCCCAUGCAAUGUGCUUAAUUCAUCCUAUAUCAAACGGAUGAAAUAUUUUACUUAAGAUACUCAAGGUUCAGUUUUACAUGAUUAUCAGCCUUUUUUUACUGUUGAUCAUUCCAGUUUUUAUGUUAUACAUUGUGCAAUUUCCCAUCAAAGACUUUGCAAGCGAUCCCAGUCUUUUUAAAUAAAAUUAAAUAUUUUUAUUUUUGUAAAACUAAAAUUCGAUGAUUUUAUUUUUAAAGUUCAGUUGCACAAAAAAGAAAAA
Hylaeus anthracinus is the source of this 2118-nucleotide messenger RNA. RefSeq lists its product as uncharacterized. Lineage: Eukaryota; Metazoa; Arthropoda; Insecta; Hymenoptera; Colletidae. The record is from RefSeq and is a predicted model, not a curated record. Gene Ontology annotation, cellular component: cytosol. Gene Ontology annotation, molecular function: phosphomannomutase activity. The transcript has 5 exons. Bases 1089 to 1877 code for a protein of 262 amino acids. Gene Ontology annotation, biological process: mannose metabolic process; GDP-mannose biosynthetic process; protein N-linked glycosylation.